This is a messenger RNA of Drosophila obscura, 444 nucleotides long. Its product is annotated as NADH dehydrogenase [ubiquinone] 1 beta subcomplex subunit 2, mitochondrial-like. The transcript is spliced from 3 exons. The record is from RefSeq and is a predicted model, not a curated record. Gene Ontology annotation, cellular component: mitochondrial inner membrane. Lineage: Eukaryota; Metazoa; Arthropoda; Insecta; Diptera; Drosophilidae. Bases 57 to 347 code for a protein of 96 amino acids.
AUUAUACAAUUGUCAAUCGAACUUGUUGUUAGAGUUAAAGUUAUAACUCUAAUAAUAUGAAUAUUGUUCGUAAUAUUUUGUCCAACCGUCUAGCAGUCGGUUAUGGUCGUAAUAUUCUGGGAAAUAAAAUAGUAAACAGGGGUAGUCAUGUUGUCUCCUACCGAAAUGCUCCUCCAGAGCAUUCAAAAGCGACUAAAAUCGGAGCCGUAGUCGUUGGAGGAGCAAUGUGGUGGUGGGUAAUCUGGCACUUAUGGCAUGAACCCGAUCACAUAACGGGCGAAUUUGACUACCCUACCCCAUCAAAAUGGACCAAUUCAGAUUUGGGUAUUCCAAGAGAUGAUGCAUAAUGAUUCGUUAUGAUCCAAUAAAUCUCGUAUUAAAAGUUUCGCAUUAAUAAGAGCGCUUAAAAUUAAAAAAAUAACACUUGGUGUUUAUAAUUUCAAC